AUGGAAAGUGAAGGUAACAAUCAAAACUUUGAACAAGGAAAGAAAGGAACUAGGCGGUCAUGGUCCAAGUUUGAGGAAGAUGCAUUUUUUACCGUGCUGGAUGAGUUUGUGGCUGUAGGCCAUCGUUGUGAGACUGGUAGUUUCAAAUCUGGUAUUAUGGUCCAAAUGGAGAAGGCUUUGAAUAUUAAAUGUCUUAAUUCGGGGCUAAAGGCAUGUCCUCAUAUUGAAUCAAAAUUGAAGAAGUGGAAAAAGCAAUAUAGUAUAGUCUAUGACAUGAUAAACACAAAUGGAUUUGCUUGGAAUGAUAUAAAAAAGUGUGUUGAGGUUGACAGUAAUGAUACAUGGGAGACUUAUGUGCAUCACCACAAGGAAGCAGCUGAAUGGAGGAGCAAACCAUUUCCUUUGUUUAAUAGACUUUCUAAUAUCUUUGGAAAUGAUCGUGCUAACGGACAAAGAGCUAAAGUCCCCGCUGACAUGAUGGAAGAGCAAAGCAAUAACGAAGUUAAUGCUAGUGAUAAUUGUGUCCAGUAA
Prunus armeniaca (apricot) is the source of this 531-nucleotide messenger RNA. NCBI's taxonomy places the organism in Eukaryota, Viridiplantae, Streptophyta, Magnoliopsida, Rosales, Rosaceae. The record is from the annotation of a GenBank genome assembly.